Molecule: messenger RNA, 12089 nt
Organism: Somion occarium
Lineage: Eukaryota; Fungi; Basidiomycota; Agaricomycetes; Polyporales; Cerrenaceae
Source: the annotation of a GenBank genome assembly
AUUCCUUUGGGGUGAAGGAGUAUAUACACCUUUGGGGACUGUUCUCAUAAAAACAUCGGCUCUGCCGUUGAUCCCUACCUUCCCAGUAUCCUUCUCGUUGUCUUAGACGUCGUUGACACGUUCUACGACGGCGACAACAAUGGCUCCUACGUCCCAUAUUGCGAAUGGCCAUGCGGGUCAGUCUACACGUCCCAUCUUCAUAACGUCUGGCCCAACUAGAGUAUUCAUACCAGUAUCAGCUUCCUGUGACGAAUGGCUCGUUGCAGAGAUCCUUAGAGACGAAUUUAACCUGUCGCAAGAUGCGAAUCCCAUAGACAACACGCUUGAGAACGAAGCCGAAGCUUCGGUCGAGUUAACGAGCCGUUUCCUCAAUUUCAUUGCCCAAAAGCUCGAGAGCGAGCCUUCAGCCUUUGCAGUUAUAUCUGUUCUCCUGGGUGCUUUGAACCACUUCACCGCUUCGUACCUCUCCCAGCAAGACAUACACGUCUUCACCACCAGCUUUGAAUCAACCGUUCGCAAAGCAGUGUUGACAAACUAUUUCAAUACCAUUGCUACGCUUGAGACCCACAAUGUCUCCGACAUUCCUCGCGCCCCCAGGUCCGCGCUGUUCGCUGCAGUUGCGAAGGGUGACGCGUCAGCAUAUGCGCUUUUCGGCGGUCAAGGCCCCAAUGAAGUGUACUUUGACGAACUCCAGGCUUUGUAUGACACGUAUAAACCUUAUGCCGCCAGCUUCAUCGAGACCGUUACUCGUGAGGUUCUCUUACCUCUCACCAGAGAUUCCGAGUCCACCACCUAUUACACUCACGGCAUGGACGUUGUCUCAUGGCUGUCUGGCGCGUCACCGCGUCCGCCAACCUCGUAUCUUGCUUCGGUUCCGCUUUCCAUGCCAUUGAUCGGGUUGACCCAACUUAUCCGAUACCUCGUUGUCUCUCGCGUCGCGAAUAUUACCCCAGAGGAACUUCGUUCCCGCUUUGCUGGUGCCACCGGACACUCGCAAGGUCUCGUCUCCGCCGUUGCAAUUGCCGCAUCCACCUCACACGAGUCUUUGCUCGAGAAUGCCAAGAAGGCUUUGAAGUGGCUCUUUUUCUGUGGUCUUCGAGGCCAGCAAUACUUCCCUCUCCUCGCAUUAGAGCCCAGCAUCAUCCAAGAUGCUCUGGAUGGCGGCGAAGGCACACCUUCUCCCAUGUUGACCGUCGUUGGGCUCGCAUUGAAGGACCUGGAGUCUCACGUCAAGAAGACCAAUGUUCAUCUUCCGGACAACUCGAAGCUUGAGGUCUCUCUUCACAAUGGGCCCAGGACCUUCGUCGUCACCGGCCCUCCUCGCGCAUUGUAUGGCCUGGUUACUAACUUGAGGAAGAUCCGGGCACCAAGCGGCCUUGACCAGAGCAAGAUUCCCUUCUCUCAACGCAAGCCUGUCUUCUCGGUCGCGUUCUUGGCAGUCAACGUCCCUUAUCAUAGUCAAUACCUUCAAGGUGCGACUGACGAUAUGUUUGAUGACGAUUUGGAGGGUGAGGAGCUGUGGACUCCCGCUGAGUUGGGUAUUCCGGUGUAUCACACCGAGAAUGGUUCUGACCUGCGUGAGCUCAAGACCUCGCUCACAAAGUCGUUGUGCGACCAAAUCUUCACGAACCACAUUCACUGGGCAAAGGCGACUAACUUCCCCGAGACCGCAACGCAUGCUGUUGACUUUGGUCCAGGUGGUGCGAGCGGUAUUGGCCCUCUUACAUCUCGUAAUCUCGAGGGUCGUGGCGUCCGAGUCCUUGUCAUUGGCGAUAAGGCGAAGGGUACUUCGGAGUUGUUCGACGGUCAAUCCGUCAAGCGUGAGGUCUGGUGGAGUAAGAAGUUCUCGCCCAAUCUUGUGAAGACGAGUAAUGGUACUCUUCACGUUGAUACUCCAUUCUCUCAGCUUCUCGGCAAGCCACCGGUUAUGGUUGCAGGUAUGACACCAAGUACCGUCAAGGCCGGCUUCGUCAGCGCGGUUCUCAAUGCCGGUUUCCACAUCGAGCUCGCUGGUGGUGGACACUACAACGCUGCUGCUCUUCGCGCGAAAGUUGCGGAGAUCCAGAGCAAGAUCCCUGCUGGUGUCGGUAUCACCCUUAAUUCGCUGUACAUCAACCCUCGCCAGUUCGGCUUCCAGUUCCCUCUUUGGCAGGAGAUGCGCCGCGAGGGCCUCCCCGUUGAAGGUUUCUGCGUCGCUGCUGGUAUUCCAAGCACAGAGAAGGCUGCGGAGAUCAUCGAGGGUCUCAAGACCGCUGGUAUCAAGCACGUCUCUUUCAAACCCGGCUCUGUUGAUGGUAUUCGCCAGGUCGUCAACAUCGCGGCUGCCAAUCCCGACUUCCCCAUCAUCCUUCAGUGGACUGGUGGCCGUGCUGGAGGUCAUCACUCCUGCGAGGACUUCCACCAACCCAUUCUUGCUACUUAUGGUUCCAUCCGUCAACACAGUAACCUCAUCCUCGUUGGUGGCUCUGGGUUCGGUGGUGCUGAUGAUAUUUGGCCCUACUUGACCGGUGACUGGUCUGUUGAGCAGUAUGGUGCCCAGCCAAUGCCUUUCGAUGGUUUCCUCUUCGCGUCGCGCGUCAUGGUCGCCAAGGAGGCUCACACCAGCUCCUCGGUCAAAGACCUCAUCGUUGCUGCCAGUGGUGUCGAUGACGCUCAAUGGGAAGGAACUUACGCUAAGGAGACUGGUGGUAUUCUCACCGUUCGUUCGGAGCUGGGAGAACCCAUUCACAAGAUCGCUACUCGUGCCGUGAAGCUGUGGAAGGAGUUCGACAACACCGUUUUCAACCUCCCGAAGGAGAAACGCGCUGCUUGGUUGAACGAGCGUCGUGGCGAGGUCAUCGCGAAGCUUAACAAGGACUUCGCUAAGCCGUGGUUCGGCUCGAAGAAGGAUGGCUCUGUUGUUGAGGAUAUUGCGGACAUGACCUAUGAAGAGGUUACUCUGCGUCUGGUUCGGUUGAUGUAUGUCGCGCACGAAGAGAGAUGGGUUGAUACUUCCUUGAGGAACUUGACUGGUGACUGGCUCCGACGAGUUGAGGAAAGGUUUGCUGGUGUUAACGGCAGCGGUAGCAAAGCGUCUAUUCUGCAGUCAUUCUCGUCCCUCGACAAGCCUCAAGCUUUUAUCGAGGAGUUCUUCAAGACAUACCCUGUUGCUACUGAACAGCUUCUCGCUAGCGAGGACAAGAAGUACUUCCUCACAAUCUCUCAACGUCCUGGCCAGAAGCCCGUUCCGUUCAUUCCCAUUCUCGAUGCCAGCUUUGAGGUCUGGUUCAAGAAGGAUUCGCUGUGGGCUGCAGAGGAUAUCGAGGCCGUCUUCGACCAAGACCCUCAACGUGUGUGCAUCUUGCAAGGCCCGGUCGCUGUCAAGCACUCGAAGAUCAAGGACGAGCCAAUCAAGGACAUGCUGGGGAACAUUACGAACAUUCUUGCUCAACGCUUGCUCGAACGUCUGUACAACGGUGAUAUCAGCAAGGUUCCCACAGUCGAUUACCUCGGCGCACGACCUGCCCCUCUCCCUGAGUCGACUGUAGCCGCAUUGGGUGUUCAGCGCACCAUCUCAGACUCCCAGAUUGUAUACAUCGUUGGCAAGUCUGUUCCCGAGAAGUCCGUAUGGUUGGAGACUCUGGCUGGUCCUCGUCUCGACUGGCUCCGAGCAUUGCUUAUCUCCCCUGCUGUUGUGCAAGGUACUGCCUACAUUGACAACCCUUUGCGUCGCCUCUUCGCUCCUCGUCCCAACCAGAAGGUCGUCAUCGAUCUCGCCGGCGGACUUCCCACCGCCGUCUCGCUCUACGGUUCUGCUCGCUCGUACGGCGAGCACAAACCGGACUUCAAGGCGGUCGAAGCGAAGUUCGAGGCGUCAAAGAAUUUGAUCCAUCUCACCCUGUUUGAGGACCGUAAGGAUGUCUCUGUACCCCUCUACCUCGAGUUCGAGUAUAAGCCUUCCAUGGGCUAUGCUCCCAUCCACGAGGUCGCUGGUGAUCGCAACAAGCGCAUCAAGGACUUCUACUGGAGGCUCUGGUUCGGCGAUAACGAGUCACUGCCUGAGCUCAACAUCCGUGACACUUUCACCGGUCCCGCGGUUACAAUCGAUGAGGACGAUGUUGAAGACUUCUGUGCAAUCAUCGGUAAUCAAGGCGAAGCGUUCAAGUCCACCAGGUCCCAGACAGUGCAAGCACCCAUGGACUUCGCCAUUGUCACUGGUUGGCAAGCGACCAUGAAGUCUGUGUUCCCUGGUCUUAUCGAUGGCGAUUUACUGAAGUUGGUUCAUCUCUCGAACGGCUUCCGGUUGCUUGACGGUGCGGCUCCACUCAAGGCUGGCGAUGUUUGCACAUCGGAAGGAAAGAUCGUCUCUGUCAUUAACACUGACGCCGGUAAGGCCGUCAAGGUCAAGGGCCAUAUCAUCCGAGAUGCUGCUCCCGUCAUUGAGGUUGUUUCCUCGUUCCUGUACCGUGGACGUUUCGACGACUUUGAGAACACUUUCGAUACCAUUGAGGAGCCUGACUACAUCGUCGACUUGGCGAAUGAAGCUGAGGUUGGUGUUCUGCAGAGCAAGGAGUGGUUCGAGUGGGACGACGAGACAAAGCCUCUGCAAGCUGGUACCAAGCUGGUAUUCAGGGUGAAGUCCGAGGUUACUUACCGUAACAAGACCUGCUACAAGGCCGUGAAUGUCUCUGGCGAUAUCUUCGUACGUGAUCAAAUCAAGCGUCUCAUUAAGGUCGGGUCCGUCGACUUCUCUCAAGACGACAGCAGAGGUAACCCUGUUACCGAGUACCUCAAGCGUCACGGCCAGCCUCAGGGUCUUGUUUCGCCUCUCCCCAACAGUGGAUACACUAUGGCUACCUCUCCCGAUCUGACCAUCUUUAACUCUCCUUUCAGUAACGAGCCCUACAGCAAGGUCUCCGGUGAUUUCAACCCUAUUCACAUUAAUCCCUACUUUGCCGAUUUCGCUGCUCUUCCAGGAACGAUCACCCACGGUAUGUGGUCUAGUGCCGCUACCCGACGAUACGUCGAGAUCGUCGCAGCUCAAGGUCAUCCUGAUCGUGUUGUCUCCUACGAUGUGUCUUUCGUCGGCAUGGUUCUUCCUGGAGACGAGCUCAAGGUCAUCAUCAAACAUACCGGCAUGCGUGACGGGAACCUGGUUCUCAAGGUCACCACUCAGAAUGAGCGUGGUGAAAAGGUCAUCGAAGGAACCGCCGAAGUUGCCCAACCUGCAACCGUCUACGUCUUCACAGGUCAAGGUUCUCAAGAACCGGGCAUGGGCAUGGAGCUUUACAACAACUCCCCAGCUGCUCGCUCCGUCUGGGACGCAGCUGACGAACAUCUUGCUGCUGUCUACGGCUUUUCUAUCGUCGAGAUCGUCAAGGACAACCCGAAAGAGAAAACUAUUCACUUUGGAGGUAUCAAAGGUCAGGCUAUUCGCCAACGCUACAUGGACAUGACCUACGACACCAUGGACAAGGACGGCAACGUCAAGACCCUUCCCCUGUUCGGUGAUAUUAACAAUCGCACUCAACGCUACACUUUCAGCCAUCCGAAUGGUCUCCUUUUCGCUACUCAGUUCGCUCAGAUUGCCCUCGUUGUUACGGAACGUGCUGCUUUCGAGGAUAUGCGCUCCAAGGGCUUCGUCCAGAAGGAUUCCGCUUUCGCUGGUCAUUCUCUUGGAGAGUACUCAGCCCUGGCUUCCAUCGCAGACGUCCUCCCCAUCUCCUCCCUCGUCGAUGUUGUGUUCUACCGUGGUAUUACGAUGCAGCGUGCCGUCGAGCGUGACGCGCAGAACCGUUCUAAUUAUGCCAUGUGUGCCGUUAAUCCUGGCCGUAUCUCGAAGACAUUCAACGACGCGGCUCUUCGUGAGGUGGUCGAUUCGAUCUCCCAGCGUACUGGCUGCUUGCUCGAAAUCGUCAACUUCAAUGUCGAAGGUCAGCAAUACGUCUGUGCCGGAGAACUUGUCGCUUUGCAGACAAUGACGAAUGUCCUCAACUACCUGAAGAUCGAGAAGAUUGACAUCGCGAAGCUUACGGAGAAGUUCACCGUGGAGCAGGUGAAGGAGAUGCUUGGUGAGAUUAUCGAGUCAUGUCACACGAAAGCGAAGGAGCAGCAACAAGCUGAGGGCUACAUCAAGCUUGAACGUGGUUUCGCCACCAUUCCUCUUCCCGGUAUUGAUGUGCCCUUCCAUUCUCGCUACCUCUGGGCUGGCGUGCUUCCUUUCCGAGCCUACCUCUCAAAGAAGAUCAAUCCCUCCCAUCUCAACCCCGACAUGCUCGUCGGCAAAUAUGUUCCCAACCUUAUUGCCAAGCCAUUCCAAGUCUCGAAGGAAUACGCACAGCUUAUCUACGACCAAACCCUGUCUCCUCGGCUCGACAAAGUCCUUCGCAAGUGGGACCAGGAGAACUGGGGUGCUCGUGAACAACGUCAAAAGCUUGCAUAUGUCAUUCUCGUGGAGCUCUUGGCGUAUCAGUUCGCUUCUCCCGUACGUUGGAUCGAGACCCAGGACAUCCUAUUCACUCAGUAUCAAUUUGAGCGUUUCGUCGAGAUCGGUCCUUCACCAACCCUCACCGGCAUGGCCACUCGCACGCUCAAAGCGAAGUACGAGAACCAAGACAACUCUGUGAGCCGCACCCGAGUCAUUCUGUGCCAUGCGAAGAACCAGAAGGAAGUCUACUAUCAAUUUGAGGACGAACCAGAGGAAGCCGCCCCCACAGAGUCCGCGGCCGACGCGAGUGGGGCGCCUGCCGCUGCUGCUGCUCCCGUCGCUGCACCAGUUGCAGCCCCUGCAGGCCCUGCCGCCAGCAUCGAAGACGUACCUUUGAAGGCCACUGAUGUCCUUCAUGUAAUUGUUGCCCAGAAGUUGAAGAAGAAGGUCGAAGAGGUUCCGCUGUCCAAGUCUGUCAAGGACCUUGUUGGCGGAAAGUCAACGAUGCAGAAUGAAAUUCUGGGUGACCUUGGCUUGGAAUUCACCUCAGCUCCAGAGAAGGGCGAAGAACUGCCACUCGAAGAGCUCGGCUCUGCCCUCGGUGUCGGUUACUCCGGAACACUAGGGAAGUACACCUCCGGUCUUGUCUCUCGACUGAUUGGUGGGAAGAUGCCUGGUGGUUUCAACCUGUCUGCUAUCAAAGCUUACCUGUCGAAGACGUGGGGUUUAGGACCUGCGCGUGCUGACGGCAUAGUCCUCCUCGGUACGACGAUGGAGCCUCCAAAGCGUCUGGGUUCGGAAGCCGAGGCUAAAGCAUGGUUGGACUCUGUUGUCGCUCUGUACGCUCAACGUUCCGGCGUUUCGCUCUCGUCCGGCGGCGCAGCAGGAGGCGGAUCUGGUGGUGCAGGUGGUGCAGUCAUCAACAGCGAGGAGUUCCAGAAGUUCCGCGCCGAGCAGGAGGAAUUUGCUCUUCAGCAAAUCGAAGUCUACAUGCGGUAUCUCAAGCGUGACUCUCGGUCGGGCGAGAUCAAGUACGACAGCGAGAAGGCGCGCGCAGAGGCACUUCAAGCUCGCCUCGAUGCUAUCAAUCGUGAACACGGUGAUGUCUACAUCGACGGCGUUCAACCUCGAUUCGACCCACUCAAGGCUCGGCACUUUGAUUCAUCGUGGAACUGGGUUCGUCAGGACGCUCUGCUCAUGUGGUACGACAUCAUUUUUGGCCGACUCACCACUGUCGACCGCGAGAUUACUGCCCGUUGCAUCGCUAUCAUGAACCGUGCUGAUCCCGAACUUGUCGAGUACAUGCAAUACAACAUCGACCAAUGUGACCCGAACCGUGGCGAAACGUACAAGUUGGCGAAGCAGUUUGGACAGCAACUGAUUGACAAUUGCCGCGAGGUUGUUGGUCAACCACCCCUUUACAAGGAUGUGACGUUCCCCACCGCACCUCAUACUGAGAUUACCGCUCAAGGUGAAAUCAAGUACUCUGAGAUCGUCAGAGAGAACGUUCGCAAGCUUGAGGCUUAUGUUGAGGAAAUGGCCAGUGGCGACACUAUCUCAACCCCUACCAAUAUCCAAAAGAUUCAAGAUGAUGUUCUCAAGCUUUGGAACGUGGUGAAGUCUCAACCAGAGAUUAGCGAGGAGCAGAAGAACCGCAUCAAAGCACUCUACGAAGGCGUUGUACGAUCUCUUCGCAAGCGUCCUGAAUCUCGCGCGCGACCCGGAGCUCCACGCACCCGUCGCUCAUCUUCGCAAUUCCUUCGCCCUCAAGUCUCCGGAAUUACAUCCAUCACGGCUGACAAGGUCCCCCUUUUGCAUCUCAAGCGUAAAGUUGGAGCGACUUGGGAGUACAGCAGCAACCUCACUGGCGUCUACCUUGAUAUUCUCCAUGAGAUUGCAACCUCCGGCACGACCUUCAAGGAUAAAAAUGCGCUUCUCACCGGUGUAGGCAAGGCUUCCAUUGGAGUGGAGAUUAUGAAGGGUCUCUUGUCGGGUGGUGCUCACGUCGUCAUCACCACAUCUCGUUACAGCCGCGCGACCGUUGAGUACUACCAAGGCAUCUUCCAACAAUUUGGCAGCAAGGGUUCGGCUCUGACCGUUGUUCCUUUCAACCAAGGAUCGAAACAAGACGUCGAAGCCCUUGUCGACUACAUCUAUGCGACGCUCGGAUUAGACCUCGACUAUAUUAUUCCUUUCGCCGCUGUGCCUGAGAAUGGCCGCGAAAUCGACGGUUUGGAUGAUAAGUCGGAGCUGGCUCAUCGUAUCAUGUUGGUGAACCUGCUCCGUCUCCUUGGCGCCGUCAAGAUCAAGAAAGCAAGUCGUCACUUUGUUACUCGUCCGACGCAGGUCAUCCUUCCUCUGUCGCCCAACCACGGUCUGUUCGGAAAUGACGGUCUCUAUUCGGAAUCCAAGAUUUCACUUGAAACACUUUUCAACCGUUGGGCUUCGGAGAGCUGGGGAGAGUAUCUCUGUCUCGCUGGCGCAGUGAUUGGGUGGACUCGCGGCACGGGUCUUAUGGAUGCUUCGGACACAGUUGCCUAUGAUUUGGAAAGCCACGGCGUCCGCACAUUCUCAGCGAAGGAGAUGGCGUUCAACAUUUUGGGCCUCAUGCAUCCGCUACUCUUCAGUAUCACUCAAGUUGAGCCAAUCUGGGCCGACCUCAAUGGUGGCAUGGAUCGUCUUCCGGAUCUCGCAGAUAUCACUGGCCGCAUUCGCGAAGACCUCCGUAAAAAGAGUGACUUGCGUCGCGCGAUCGCCAGGGACAAUGCCGCGGACUUCAAGAUCAUCAAUGGCGUUGAGGCUGAGAGAGUUCUUCAGACGGUCAACGUCACCCCACGCGCUAACUUCAAGUUCGACUUCCCUGCCUUGGAGCCUGUUGAGGCAUUGGAGGAUCUCUCAAAACUUCGUGGUCUCGUUGAUCUCGAGAAGGUCGUCGUCGUCACGGGCUUUGGUGAAGCUGGGCCAUGGGGAAGCUCUCGCACACGUUGGGAAAUGGAAGCACGAGGCGAAUUCACAAUCGAAGGCUGUAUUGAGAUGGCGUGGCUUAUGGGUCACAUCAAACACUUCGACGGGAGACUCAAAGAUGGUAGUCUGUAUGUUGGCUGGGUUGACGCGAAGUCGGGCGAGCCUGUCGAUGACAAGGAUGUUCGCUCCCGCUACGAGCAACAGAUUCUCGAGCAUGCCGGUGUUCGUUUGAUUGAACCGGAGCUUUUCAAAGGCUAUGACCCCAACAAGAAGGUAUUCCAUCAGGAGAUUGAGCUUAUACACGAUCUGGAGCCGUUCGAAGCUGCCCAGGUGGAAGCCGAGAAGUUCAAAUACGAACAUGGUGAUAAGUGCAAUAUCUGGGCUGGUGAAGGUGGCCAAUGGUUCGUCAAGUUCAAGAAGGGAGCCAGGGUUCUCGUGCCAAAGGCGUUCAAAUUCAAUCGCGUGGUUGGCGGGCAAAUUCCUACUGGCUGGGACGCUGGUCGCUACGGAAUUCCCGCUGACAUUAUCGCCCAGACCGACCGUUGUGCUCUGUGGACCCUUGUGUCCGCCGCUGAAGCGUUGAACAUGUCAGGUAUCACUGAUCCGUAUGAGCUGUAUCAACACGUGCACCCAUCUGAGGUUGGAACGAGUAUUGGUAGCGGUAUGGGUGGCGUGGAGAGUAUGGCUGCUAUGUUCAAGGAUCGUCGCGAAGAGAAGGACGUCCAGAACGAUGUGCUCCAGGAGACGUUCAUCAACACGGUGGCCGGUUGGGUAAACCUGCUUUUGCUCUCGUCGAGCGGUCCUAUCAAAAUUCCUGUCGGUGCUUGUGCCACUGCUUUGCAAUCAGUCGAGAUCGCUUGCGACACUUUGCUCAGCGGUAAGGCGAAAGUGAUGCUUGCAGGAGGCUUCGACGACUUGAGCGAGGAAGGCUCGUACGAGUUUGCAAACAUGAAGGCAACCAGCAACUCCGAAACGGAGUUCGCCAUGGGCCGAGAACCUACUGAGAUGUCAAGACCAACUACAUCCACUAGAUCAGGGUUCAUGGAGUCGCAAGGCUCUGGUGUACAGGUUCUGAUGUCCGCUAAGACAGCUUUAGAGCUAGGUGCACCAAUCCGUGGUAUUGUCGCCUUCACGUCUACGUCUACGGACAAAGCCGGCCGUUCUAUUCCAGCGCCUGGUGCUGGUGCUCUCUCAAUCGCUCGCGAAGUUAAAUCGGAACAUCCUCUUCCCAUUUUGGAUCUUCAAUACCGCUCCCGACAACUCUCCUUCCGUCGCAAGCAGAUCUCACAAUGGCUUACUAAUGAGCAGGAUCUACUUCGCGAUGAGCUCGAAUUCCGAAAGAGUCAAGGCGAGAAGUUGAACGACAACUACUUUGCUUCUCGUGUUGCGGACAUUGAGGCCGAAGCAGCACGUCAAGAGAAGGAUGCGUUAGCAACCUACGGCAUGCUCCAGGGAACCGAUCCUCGCGUUGCUCCUCUUCGUCGGGCACUUGCUGUCUGGGGCCUGACCCCCGACGACAUCGGCGUUUUAUCAAUUCAUGGUACCAGCACUGGAGCGAACGAGGCGAACGAGACUCACCUUUGGAAUGACGUCUUCACCAACCUAUCCCGUACGACAGGCAAUGCUGUACCUAUUAUGGCGCAGAAGAGCCUAUGUGGGCAUGCGAAGGGUGGAUCGGCUGCAUGGCAAUUGAUUGGUCUCCUCCAGAGUGUCUACCAUGGUAUUGUUCCUGGCAAUCGCAAUGCAGAUAAUGUCGAUGCGGCUUUCAAGCAGUACAGUCAUCUGAUGUUCCCCUCCAAGACCAUCCACACGGACGGUAUUCGCGCUGGAAUUAUGUCGUCGUUCGGUUUCGGUCAAGUCGGCGGCACUUGCAUGGUCCUUCAUCCUCGCUAUGUGUUCGCCGCUAUAGAGCCAUCGGUGUACUCGACAUACAAGGCUAAGAACCAAGUCCGAGCCCGUCUCUCGUACAAGGCAAUGAGCGAGAUGAUGAUCAACAACUCGUUGGUGAAGGUCAAGGAUGGACCCCCGUACUCGAAGGAGCUGGAAGCUCCUGUCUUGAUGAAUUCACUAGCUCGAACGGUUUACGACCCCAAGACUGGUAGCUACGCGUACUCGGCGAAGCACCUAAAUACCAAGCCAACGUUCGACAUCUCCAAUGCUCCUGCACUCACAGAGAUCGCCGCACAUCAAGCUACCGCUGGAGUUGGUGUCGACCAAGAACUCAUCUCAUCUGUCCCUUCUUCAAACCCGACGUUCCUCGCUCGCAACUUCACUGAUGCCGAGAUUGCAUACUGCCGUUCCCAACCAUCCCCGGAAGCAUCAUUCGCUGCUCGCUGGACCGGUAAAGAAGCCGUCUUCAAGUCUCUCGGAGUUUCAUCCAAGGGUGCUUCCGCUGCUAUGAAAGAUAUCGAGAUCCUCCCCAACGAGGCCGGUGCUCCAACCGUCACCUUGCAUGGUGACGCGAAGGCUGCUGCGGACAGCAAGGGUGUCUCUAAAGUUCACAUCUCACUCAGCCACUCCGAGACGGUCGCUAUUGCAUUCGCUCAAGCAAUUUCUUCCUGAUCAUCUUCACGGACCUUCAUGAUGUACACGCUUUCUUCGUUUCGGAUAGUUUUACGGGUUAGACGUUCGUUCUUAGACUACACGAUUUUCAUGCUCUGGUUCUCUAUCUCUUCCGACUCUGUAAUAACGAUUCAAUAGAAAUUCCAUUCUCUCCACU